AUGAAACACUUACGUGGACGGUUAGACCUGUUAUGGCUGCUUGUUCAAACAGCUAAUUCGAUUCUGCCGUUGUCGAGCGCAAACGACUGUAGAACAGAUCAACUUAGUAGCGCCACCUAUAAUCGCCAUGAAAUCUUUAUAAACGGGACGUUUAUCUUUGCCGGUUUGUUUCCCAUACACUACGCUCCUCAAAAUAAUUCCUCCUCGCAGCUUUGCCAAGGCAAGUUUAACAUUCGAGGCUUUGAAGAAGCCCUGGCAAUGGUUUACGCCUUGCAACAGAUCAACAAAAGCUUGAAAAUUCUUCCUGGUAUCACCAUUGGAGCAGACAUCGAAGAUACAUGCAGCACUGUCGAUUUUGCUAUACGAAAAUGCCUGAACUUUAGUUUUGUCAAAAGAAACAUGGAAAAUGGUAUGUGCGAACGUGUAAAGAGCGUUGAAUCGUCCGACCCUAAAACUGUAGCAAUUAUUGGUGUUGGAUCUAGUGAUAUAGCUAUGGCGGUCACUAACUUUGCUGGCUUGUUUUACGUUCCGGUUGUUGGUUACUCUUCGUCGAGCAGACUUCUUAGCAAUCGGAAUCGUUUUAAAUAUUUUCUGCGCACAAUUUCAUCUGACAGCCUCAUGGCAAGAGCGGUUGUAGAUCUGUUGCGCAUGUUGAAAUGGAAUUUCGUUCAUGUUCUAUAUUCCGACACGGAUUACGGAAGAUCAGCUGUCGAAACAUUCGAACAUGUUCUUGGGUCUUCAUCGGGUGCGAAUAUUUGCACCGUAAUUUUUAGGGAGUUAUUAUAACCCCAAAAAUGGAGUAAAAAUUUUAGGUACAGGAUAACCCCUUUUUUGGGGUUAUUUUAACUCCUAAUUUAACUCCGAAUUUGGGGUCAUUUUUACUCCUGAAAAAGAGUUCUUUUUACUCCCAGUCUUGGAGUUAAAAUUACUCCGAAAUGGGGUUACUUGUACUCCUUACAGGGGUUGUUUUUACUCUUUUUGGAGUUAAUUUAACUCUGAAAGUGGAGUAAAAAUUUUAGGUACAGGAUAACUCUUUUUGGGGGGUUAUUUUAACUCCUCAAUAUCUGGGGUCACUUUUACUCCUGAAAAAAGAGUUCUUUAAACUCCUUUUGGAGUUAAAAUAACUCCACGAAAAAUAACUCCACUGUAAGGAGUUAAAUUAGCCCCACUAGAGGAGUUAUUAUAACUCCCUGAAAAUUACAGUGUAUAGUUUUCACUAAGUCUCUAAUUGCCCCCAAUACAACAAAAACAAUCCAAAUCAGUAUUUUAUUUCAUCUGAAAAAUACUGUACAGUGAAACAUGCACGUGUCACUCAUUAUUAUGUCAGGUUAGUAACACAGAGGAGAGGCACAGAUAAGAACCAGAAUUCUUCAGGCUAAGAUUUUGAAAGAACCAGAUGAAGUAGAAAUGUUAAAACAGAUCGCUAUGGAGUUCUUAAAGUCCACUAAUCAUUCUAAUGGCAAAAAAGUUUCUAUUGGCUUAAAUUGCAGUCAUUUAGACAUAACAACAUGCACAUUUUGUACAAACAUUUAAAACCACCAACAUUCUUCCAAAAAGUCUUUUUUUCCUUAAGAAAAUAAGAACCUCGAAUGUUUGAGAACCUAAACAGCUUAAUUUCCAAGAAACAGAAAAUUUAUAAGAGCCUUUUGAGGCUAACUUCGAAAAGCACCUAUUACUUAGUCCUUACUGUAUACUACUAAAUGUAAGAGGCGGGGGAGGGGGAGGAAGAGUUAGGGUUAGGGUUAGGGUUAAGGUUAAGGUUGGGGUUAGGGUUGGGUUAGGGUUAGGACUAGGGAUAGGUUAGGGUUAGAAAUCAGAUUAGGUUGGGGGUUAGGGUUAGGAAUAGGUUAGGGUUAGGUUGGAGGGUUAGGGUUAGACGAGCAGUCUCAACUGAUUUCAAUGGUCAUAACAAAUGAGUUGAUCCACUGAGUUAAACAUUCGCCUUGUCAGGAAAAGGGUGUUACGUUAAGCUGGUUAGGGUGGAUAGCUAAAGUUGAGCCAAGGCUUAGGGUUAAAUAAGGAUAAAGGUUACAAACAAGAAGUACGGUUUGUUGAGGGUUAACGUUUGAGGGACUUCUGGGCAGGAUACCAAAUAACGUUGCGUUACAUAUCAAUUACAUCGCCGUACUGAGCGUAGGAUUGAAUUUCAAAAGACGGGUCAGGAGGUGAGAAAUACAGAGAUGUAGUUUCAAUACAGGCGAUUUUCGAAGACUAAACACUGGUCAAGCAAAUAGUUUUAAAUUAACGUUAUCUUACAAGACGUUUCGCUUCGCUUUCUUCGUGUUUGACCACAGCAGAGCACAGAUAAUAUAAACAUUUCAGAGAGUAAAUAUUCCAGCUCCGAGGGGGCGAGUAAAACCAACGGCCACAUCUGAAAGAAAAGGACAAAAGGAAAACCUUGUUUAAAGAAAAUUCCUCAACACGUGUUUAAAAAGUAAUAUAUCUCUUCUACAUCAUUUUCCCUAGAUCAGUUUCAUCCCGCAAUGGUUUUAUAAUCGCCCGUACCGGUGCAUAAAGCAUAUUAAAAACAUUGUACCGAACAUUCCGGACAAUCAAUCAUAAACGGCGCUCGUCGUCGCGACGGUGCUAUAGCGCGGGAACUUUAACAUGCUUUGACGAAAAAUAGUUACUCUUCCGCGAUCCGAUCAGCAUUUAGCUUGCAAUGCCAACAAUAAAUUGAAAAUGAACGACAAUUCAGCCUGUGCAGUAGGACGGCGGCUCUUUCUGGACACAGUAAAUUUCCAGAGUCGCUCGACACAUGACCAAAAAUCAACCUUCGCUAUAAGAAACCACAGACUUUGAUUUCAACUACACUUUCACGACUUUGUAACAUAACCUUUCCUGGCAAAAAGCCUGCUACUCACCGUUGUUGCUCGCUUAUUCAAAGAUCAGCACCUCCGUCGUUGAAACUGAAACACAACAACAGAACAGUCUCACUGUAAUGGUCAAAUAUUAAACAUGUUUUUAACCUUUCUCGCAGUGCAUUCUGGGAAAUCCGUCUUCAACUCGUGCGGGACACAUUACAUCCUGGCAAUAACAACACAAUUUAUAAGUCUCCAGCGAGGCAAAAAUCACAGCCAAAAACUUCGUUGGCCCUCUUCUCUUAUGUCCAAACUAACCAAUUUGCCCCUUAUUGCCUGCUGGAGACUUCUUCACGGUGUGCAGAGCUGGGCAGAGACGUUAUACACCAUCCACCGGAUGGUCUCUCGGAUUGUGCCCGGAACUCGGUUCUUUGAGCAACGAGCGCCCAUUUAAGCCUUCCCGGACUUAACGAUGUCCCAGGCACUUUGCAAACCGUGGAAAUAGAAUUUCUUGCCAAACUCGGCUCAUAUUAGUCCCCGUUUCGCACACGCUCCGAUCAAAACCUCUCCACUCACCAAGAGAGCCGUUGAAAGGAGAAAGACACCGCGCAAACUCGAACCUUUCAAAACUAGAACCGGUUCCCCUCGGACAAAAAAAAAAAAAAACCGGAAGUCCUUUCUAACGCGAGUGAGAAGAAAACAAGAAAUAAAAUAAAUAAUAAACUUACUUCUGUUGACUUCCACGCUGCUCCUCCCUGGUUUUCUUUAAUGAAAAAUAUCUAUGAUAAAAAAUGACAUUUCAUAAAAUUAAUUUACAUAUAUAAUAUACACCGUAAUUUUUAGGGAGUUAUUAUAACCCCAAAAAUGGAGUAAAAAUUUUAGGUACAGGAUAACCCUUUUUUGGGGUUAUUUUAACUCUAAUUUAACUCCGAAUUUGGGGUCAUUUUUACUCCUGAAAAAGAGUUCUUUUACUCCCAGUCUUGGAGUUAAAAUUACUCCGAAAUGGGGUUACUUGUACUCCUUACAGGGGUUGUUUUACUCUCUUUUUGGAGUUAAUUUAACUCUGAAAGUGGAGUAAAAAUUUUAGGUACAGGAUAACUCUUUUUGGGGGGUUAUUUUAACUCCUCAAUAUCUGGGGUCACUUUUACUCCUGAAAAAGAGUUCUUUAAACUCCUUUUUGGAGUUAAAAUAACUCCACGAAAAAUAACUCCACUGUAAGGAGUUAAAUUAGCCCCACUAGAGGAGUUAUUAUAACUCCCUGAAAAUUACAGUGUAUAGUUUUCACUAAGUCUCUAAUUGCCCCCAAUACAACAAAAACAAUCCAAAUCAGUAUUUUAUUUCAUCUGAAAAAUACUGUACAGUGAAACAUGCACGUGUCACUCAUUAUUAUGUCAGGUUAGUAACACAGAGGAGAGGCACAGAUAAGAACCAGAAUUCUUCAGGCUAAGAUUUUGAAAGAACCAGAUGAAGUAGAAAUGUUAAAACAGAUCGCUAUGGAGUUCUUAAAGUCCACUAAUCAUUCUAAUGGCAAAAAAAGUUUCUAUUGGCUUAAAUUGCAGUCAUUUAGACAUAACAACAUGCACAUUUUGUACAAACAUUUAAAACCACCAACAUUCUUCCAAAAAGUCUUUUUUCCUUAAGAAAAUAAGAACCUCGAAUGUUUGAGAACCUAAACAGCUUAAUUUCCAAGAAACAGAAAAUUUAUAAGAGCCUUUUGAGGCUAACUUCGAAAAGCACCUAUUACUUAGUCCUUACUGUAUACUACUAAAUGUAAGAGGAGGGGGGGAGGGGGAGGAAGAGUUAGGGUUAGGGUUAGGGUUAAGGUUAAGGUUGGGGUUAGGGUUGGGUUAGGGUUAGGACUAGGGAUAGGUUAGGGUUAGAAAUCAGAUUAGGUUGGGGGUUAGGGUUAGGAAUAGGUUAGGGUUAGGUUGGAGGGUUAGGGUUAGACGAGCAGUCUCAACUGAUUUCAAUGGUCAUAACAAAUGAGUUGAUCCACUGAGUUAAACAUUCGCCUUGUCAGGAAAAGGGUGUUACGUUAAGCUGGUUAGGGUGGAUAGCUAAAGUUGAGCCAAGGCUUAGGGUUAAAUAAGGAUAAAGGUUACAAACAAGAAGUACGGUUUGUUGAGGGUUAACGUUUGAGGGACUUCUGGGCAGGAUACCAAAUAACGUUGCGUUACAUAUCAAUUACAUCGCCGUACUGAGCGUAGGAUUGAAUUUCAAAAGACGGGUCAGGAGGUGAGAAAUACAGAGAUGUAGUUUCAAUACAGGCGAUUUUCGAAGACUAAACACUGGUCAAGCAAAUAGUUUUAAAUUAACGUUAUCUUACAAGACGUUUCGCUUCGCUUUCUUCGUGUUUGACCACAGCAGAGCACAGAUAAUAUAAACAUUUCAGAGAGUAAAUAUUCCAGCUCCGAGGGGGCGAGUAAAACCAACGGCCACAUCUGAAAGAAAAGGACAAAAGGAAAACCUUGUUUAAAGAAAAUUCCUCAACACGUGUUUAAAAAGUAAUAUAUCUCUUCUACAUCAUUUUCCCUAGAUCAGUUUCAUCCCGCAAUGGUUUUAUAAUCGCCCGUACCGGUGCAUAAAGCAUAUUAAAAACAUUGUACCGAACAUUCCGGACAAUCAAUCAUAAACGGCGCUCGUCGUCGCGACGGUGCUAUAGCGCGGGAACUUUAACAUGCUUUGACGAAAAAUAGUUACUCUUCCGCGAUCCGAUCAGCAUUUAGCUUGCAAUGCCAACAAUAAAUUGAAAAUGAACGACAAUUCAGCCUGUGCAGUAGGACGGCGGCUCUUUCUGGACACAGUAAAUUUCCAGAGUCGCUCGACACAUGACCAAAAAUCAACCUUCGCUAUAAGAAACCACAGACUUUGAUUUCAACUACACUUUCACGACUUUGUAACAUAACCUUUCCUGGCAAAAAGCCUGCUACUCACCGUUGUUGCUCGCUUAUUCAAAGAUCAGCACCUCCGUCGUUGAAACUGAAACACAACAACAGAACAGUCUCACUGUAAUGGUCAAAUAUUAAACAUGUUUUUAACCUUUCUCGCAGUGCAUUCUGGGAAAUCCGUCUUCAACUCGUGCGGGACACAUUACAUCCUGGCAAUAACAACACAAUUUAUAAGUCUCCAGCGAGGCAAAAAUCACAGCCAAAAACUUCGUUGGCCCUCUUCUCUUAUGUCCAAACUAACCAAUUUGCCCCUUAUUGCCUGCUGGAGACUUCUUCACGGUGUGCAGAGCUGGGCAGAGACGUUAUACACCAUCCACCGGAUGGUCUCUCGGAUUGUGCCCGGAACUCGGUUCUUUGAGCAACGAGCGCCCAUUUAAGCCUUCCCGGACUUAACGAUGUCCCAGGCACUUUGCAAACCGUGGAAAUAGAAUUUCUUGCCAAACUCGGCUCAUAUUAGUCCCCGUUUCGCACACGCUCCGAUCAAAACCUCUCCACUCACCAAGAGAGCCGUUGAAAGGAGAAAGACACCGCGCAAACUCGAACCUUUCAAAACUAGAACCGGUUCCCCUCGGACAAAAAAAAAAAACCGGAAGUCCUUUCUAACGCGAGUGAGAAGAAAACAAGAAAUAAAAUAAAUAAUAAACUUACUUCUGUUGACUUCCACGCUGCUCCUCCCUGGUUUUCUUUAAUGAAAAAUAUCUAUGAUAAAAAAUGACAUUUCAUAAAAUUAAUUUACAUAUAUAAUAUACACCGUAAUUUUUAGGGAGUUAUUAUAACCCCAAAAAUGGAGUAAAAAUUUUAGGUACAGGAUAACCCCUUUUUUGGGGUUAUUUUAACUCUAAUUUAACUCCGAAUUUGGGGUCAUUUUACUCCUGAAAAAGAGUUCUUUUACUCCCAGUCUUGGAGUUAAAAUUACUCCGAAAUGGGGUUACUUGUACUCCUUACAGGGGUUGUUUUUACUCUUUUUGGAGUUAAUUUAACUCUGAAAGUGGAGUAAAAAUUUUAGGUACAGGAUAACUCUUUUUGGGGGGUUAUUUUAACUCCUCAAUAUCUGGGGUCACUUUUACUCCUGAAAAAGAGUUCUUUAAACUCCUUUUUGGAGUUAAAAUAACUCCACGAAAAAUAACUCCACUGUAAGGAGUUAAAUUAGCCCCACUAGAGGAGUUAUUAUAACUCCCUGAAAAUUACAGUGUAUAGUUUUCACUAAGUCUCUAAUUGCCCCCAAUACAACAAAAACAAUCCAAAUCAGUAUUUUAUUUCAUCUGAAAAAUACUGUACAGUGAAACAUGCACGUGUCACUCAUUAUUAUGUCAGGUUAGUAACACAGAGGAGAGGCACAGAUAAGAACCAGAAUUCUUCAGGCUAAGAUUUUGAAAGAACCAGAUGAAGUAGAAAUGUUAAAACAGAUCGCUAUGGAGUUCUUAAAGUCCACUAAUCAUUCUAAUGGCAAAAAAAAAAAAGUUUCUAUUGGCUUAAAUUGCAGUCAUUUAGACAUAACAACAUGCACAUUUUGUACAAACAUUUAAAACCACCAACAUUCUUCCAAAAAGUCUUUUUUUCCUUAAGAAAAUAAGAACCUCGAAUGUUUGAGAACCUAAACAGCUUAAUUUCCAAGAAACAGAAAAUUUAUAAGAGCCUUUUGAGGCUAACUUCGAAAAGCACCUAUUACUUAGUCCUUACUGUAUACUACUAAAUGUAAGAGGAGGGGGGGAGGGGAGGAAGAGUUAGGGUUAGGGUUAGGGUUAAGGUUAAGGUUGGGGUUAGGGUUGGGUUAGGGUUAGGACUAGGGAUAGGUUAGGGUUAGAAAUCAGAUUAGGUUGGGGGUUAGGGUUAGGAAUAGGUUAGGGUUAGGUUGGAGGGUUAGGGUUAGACGAGCAGUCUCAACUGAUUUCAAUGGUCAUAACAAAUGAGUUGAUCCACUGAGUUAAACAUUCGCCUUGUCAGGAAAAGGGUGUUACGUUAAGCUGGUUAGGGUGGAUAGCUAAAGUUGAGCCAAGGCUUAGGGUUAAAUAAGGAUAAAGGUUACAAACAAGAAGUACGGUUUGUUGAGGGUUAACGUUUGAGGGACUUCUGGGCAGGAUACCAAAUAACGUUGCGUUACAUAUCAAUUACAUCGCCGUACUGAGCGUAGGAUUGAAUUUCAAAAGACGGGUCAGGAGGUGAGAAAUACAGAGAUGUAGUUUCAAUACAGGCGAUUUUCGAAGACUAAACACUGGUCAAGCAAAUAGUUUUAAAUUAACGUUAUCUUACAAGACGUUUCGCUUCGCUUUCUUCGUGUUUGACCACAGCAGAGCACAGAUAAUAUAAACAUUUCAGAGAGUAAAUAUUCCAGCUCCGAGGGGCGAGUAAAACCAACGGCCACAUCUGAAAGAAAAGGACAAAAGGAAAACCUUGUUUAAAGAAAAUUCCUCAACACGUGUUUAAAAAGUAAUAUAUCUCUUCUACAUCAUUUUCCCUAGAUCAGUUUCAUCCCGCAAUGGUUUUAUAAUCGCCCGUACCGGUGCAUAAAGCAUAUUAAAAACAUUGUACCGAACAUUCCGGACAAUCAAUCAUAAACGGCGCUCGUCGUCGCGACGGUGCUAUAGCGCGGGAACUUUAACAUGCUUUGACGAAAAAUAGUUACUCUUCCGCGAUCCGAUCAGCAUUUAGCUUGCAAUGCCAACAAUAAAUUGAAAAUGAACGACAAUUCAGCCUGUGCAGUAGGACGGCGGCUCUUUCUGGACACAGUAAAUUUCCAGAGUCGCUCGACACAUGACCAAAAAUCAACCUUCGCUAUAAGAAACCACAGACUUUGAUUUCAACUACACUUUCACGACUUUGUAACAUAACCUUUCCUGGCAAAAAGCCUGCUACUCACCGUUGUUGCUCGCUUAUUCAAAGAUCAGCACCUCCGUCGUUGAAACUGAAACACAACAACAGAACAGUCUCACUGUAAUGGUCAAAUAUUAAACAUGUUUUUAACCUUUCUCGCAGUGCAUUCUGGGAAAUCCGUCUUCAACUCGUGCGGGACACAUUACAUCCUGGCAAUAACAACACAAUUUAUAAGUCUCCAGCGAGGCAAAAAUCACAGCCAAAAACUUCGUUGGCCCUCUUCUCUUAUGUCCAAACUAACCAAUUUGCCCCUUAUUGCCUGCUGGAGACUUCUUCACGGUGUGCAGAGCUGGGCAGAGACGUUAUACACCAUCCACCGGAUGGUCUCUCGGAUUGUGCCCGGAACUCGGUUCUUUGAGCAACGAGCGCCCAUUUAAGCCUUCCCGGACUUAACGAUGUCCCAGGCACUUUGCAAACCGUGGAAAUAGAAUUUCUUGCCAAACUCGGCUCAUAUUAGUCCCCGUUUCGCACACGCUCCGAUCAAAACCUCUCCACUCACCAAGAGAGCCGUUGAAAGGAGAAAGACACCGCGCAAACUCGAACCUUUCAAAACUAGAACCGGUUCCCCUCGGACAAAAAAAAAAAAACCGGAAGUCCUUUCUAACGCGAGUGAGAAGAAAACAAGAAAUAAAAUAAAUAAUAAACUUACUUCUGUUGACUUCCACGCUGCUCCUCCCUGGUUUUCUUUAAUGAAAAAUAUCUAUGAUAAAAAAUGACAUUUCAUAAAAUUAAUUUACAUAUAUAAUAUACACCGUAAUUUUUAGGGAGUUAUUAUAACCCCAAAAAUGGAGUAAAAAUUUUAGGUACAGGAUAACCCCUUUUUUUGGGGUUAUUUUAACUCCUAAUUUAACUCCGAAUUUGGGGUCAUUUUUACUCCUGAAAAGAGUUCUUUUUACUCCCAGUCUUGGAGUUAAAAUUACUCCGAAAUGGGGUUACUUGUACUCCUUACAGGGGUUGUUUUUACUCUUUUUGGAGUUAAUUUAACUCUGAAAGUGGAGUAAAAAAUUUUAGGUACAGGAUAACUCUUUUUGGGGGUUAUUUUAACUCCUCAAUAUCUGGGGUCACUUUUACUCCUGAAAAGAGUUCUUUAAACUCCUUUUUGGAGUUAAAAUAACUCCACGAAAAAUAACUCCACUGUAAGGAGUUAAAUUAGCCCCACUAGAGGAGUUAUUAUAACUCCCUGAAAAUUACAGUGUAUAGUUUUCACUAAGUCUCUAAUUGCCCCCAAUACAACAAAAACAAUCCAAAUCAGUAUUUUAUUUCAUCUGAAAAAUACUGUACAGUGAAACAUGCACGUGUCACUCAUUAUUAUGUCAGGUUAGUAACACAGAGGAGAGGCACAGAUAAGAACCAGAAUUCUUCAGGCUAAGAUUUUGAAAGAACCAGAUGAAGUAGAAAUGUUAAAACAGAUCGCUAUGGAGUUCUUAAAGUCCACUAAUCAUUCUAAUGGCAAAAAAAAAAAAGUUUCUAUUGGCUUAAAUUGCAGUCAUUUAGACAUAACAACAUGCACAUUUUGUACAAACAUUUAAAACCACCAACAUUCUUCCAAAAAGUCUUUUUUCCUUAAGAAAAUAAGAACCUCGAAUGUUUGAGAACCUAAACAGCUUAAUUUCCAAGAAACAGAAAAUUUAUAAGAGCCUUUUGAGGCUAACUUCGAAAAGCACCUAUUACUUAGUCCUUACUGUAUACUACUAAAUGUAAGAGGCGGGGGGGGGGGGAGGAAGAGUUAGGGUUAGGGUUAGGGUUAAGGUUAAGGUUGGGGUUAGGGUUGGGUUAGGGUUAGGACUAGGGAUAGGUUAGGGUUAGAAAUCAGAUUAGGUUGGGGGUUAGGGUUAGGAAUAGGUUAGGGUUAGGUUGGAGGGUUAGGGUUAGACGAGCAGUCUCAACUGAUUUCAAUGGUCAUAACAAAUGAGUUGAUCCACUGAGUUAAACAUUCGCCUUGUCAGGAAAAGGGUGUUACGUUAAGCUGGUUAGGGUGGAUAGCUAAAGUUGAGCCAAGGCUUAGGGUUAAAUAAGGAUAAAGGUUACAAACAAGAAGUACGGUUUGUUGAGGGUUAACGUUUGAGGGACUUCUGGGCAGGAUACCAAAUAACGUUGCGUUACAUAUCAAUUACAUCGCCGUACUGAGCGUAGGAUUGAAUUUCAAAAGACGGGUCAGGAGGUGAGAAAUACAGAGAUGUAGUUUCAAUACAGGCGAUUUUCGAAGACUAAACACUGGUCAAGCAAAUAGUUUUAAAUUAACGUUAUCUUACAAGACGUUUCGCUUCGCUUUCUUCGUGUUUGACCACAGCAGAGCACAGAUAAUAUAAACAUUUCAGAGAGUAAAUAUUCCAGCUCCGAGGGGGCGAGUAAAACCAACGGCCACAUCUGAAAGAAAAGGACAAAAGGAAAACCUUGUUUAAAGAAAAUUCCUCAACACGUGUUUAAAAAGUAAUAUAUCUCUUCUACAUCAUUUUCCCUAGAUCAGUUUCAUCCCGCAAUGGUUUUAUAAUCGCCCGUACCGGUGCAUAAAGCAUAUUAAAAACAUUGUACCGAACAUUCCGGACAAUCAAUCAUAAACGGCGCUCGUCGUCGCGACGGUGCUAUAGCGCGGGAACUUUAACAUGCUUUGACGAAAAAUAGUUACUCUUCCGCGAUCCGAUCAGCAUUUAGCUUGCAAUGCCAACAAUAAAUUGAAAAUGAACGACAAUUCAGCCUGUGCAGUAGGACGGCGGCUCUUUCUGGACACAGUAAAUUUCCAGAGUCGCUCGACACAUGACCAAAAAUCAACCUUCGCUAUAAGAAACCACAGACUUUGAUUUCAACUACACUUUCACGACUUUGUAACAUAACCUUUCCUGGCAAAAAGCCUGCUACUCACCGUUGUUGCUCGCUUAUUCAAAGAUCAGCACCUCCGUCGUUGAAACUGAAACACAACAACAGAACAGUCUCACUGUAAUGGUCAAAUAUUAAACAUGUUUUUAACCUUUCUCGCAGUGCAUUCUGGGAAAUCCGUCUUCAACUCGUGCGGGACACAUUACAUCCUGGCAAUAACAACACAAUUUAUAAGUCUCCAGCGAGGCAAAAAUCACAGCCAAAAACUUCGUUGGCCCUCUUCUCUUAUGUCCAAACUAACCAAUUUGCCCCUUAUUGCCUGCUGGAGACUUCUUCACGGUGUGCAGAGCUGGGCAGAGACGUUAUACACCAUCCACCGGAUGGUCUCUCGGAUUGUGCCCGGAACUCGGUUCUUUGAGCAACGAGCGCCCAUUUAAGCCUUCCCGGACUUAACGAUGUCCCAGGCACUUUGCAAACCGUGGAAAUAGAAUUUCUUGCCAAACUCGGCUCAUAUUAGUCCCCGUUUCGCACACGCUCCGAUCAAAACCUCUCCACUCACCAAGAGAGCCGUUGAAAGGAGAAAGACACCGCGCAAACUCGAACCUUUCAAAACUAGAACCGGUUCCCCUCGGACAAAAAAAAAAAAAACCGGAAGUCCUUUCUAACGCGAGUGAGAAGAAAACAAGAAAUAAAAUAAAUAAUAAACUUACUUCUGUUGACUUCCACGCUGCUCCUCCCUGGUUUUCUUUAAUGAAAAAUAUCUAUGAUAAAAAAUGACAUUUCAUAAAAUUAAUUUACAUAUAUAAUAUACACCGUAAUUUUUAGGGAGUUAUUAUAACCCCAAAAAUGGAGUAAAAAUUUUAGGUACAGGAUAACCCCUUUUUUGGGGUUAUUUUAACUCCUAAUUUAACUCCGAAUUUGGGGUCAUUUUUACUCCUGAAAAAGAGUUCUUUUUACUCCCAGUCUUGGAGUUAAAAUUACUCCGAAAUGGGGUUACUUGUACUCCUUACAGGGGUUGUUUUUACUCUUUUUGGAGUUAAUUUAACUCUGAAAGUGGAGUAAAAAUUUUAGGUACAGGAUAACUCUUUUUGGGGGGUUAUUUUAACUCCUCAAUAUCUGGGGUCACUUUUACUCCUGAAAAAGAGUUCUUUAAACUCCUUUUUGGAGUUAAAAUAACUCCACGAAAAAUAACUCCACUGUAAGGAGUUAAAUUAGCCCCACUAGAGGAGUUAUUAUAACUCCCUGAAAAUUACAGUGUAUAGUUUUCACUAAGUCUCUAAUUGCCCCCAAUACAACAAAAACAAUCCAAAUCAGUAUUUUAUUUCAUCUGAAAAAUACUGUACAGUGAAACAUGCACGUGUCACUCAUUAUUAUGUCAGGUUAGUAACACAGAGGAGAGGCACAGAUAAGAACCAGAAUUCUUCAGGCUAAGAUUUUGAAAGAACCAGAUGAAGUAGAAAUGUUAAAACAGAUCGCUAUGGAGUUCUUAAAGUCCACUAAUCAUUCUAAUGGCAAAAAAAGUUUCUAUUGGCUUAAAUUGCAGUCAUUUAGACAUAACAACAUGCACAUUUUGUACAAACAUUUAAAACCACCAACAUUCUUCCAAAAAGUCUUUUUUCCUUAAGAAAAUAAGAACCUCGAAUGUUUGAGAACCUAAACAGCUUAAUUUCCAAGAAACAGAAAAUUUAUAAGAGCCUUUUGAGGCUAACUUCGAAAAGCACCUAUUACUUAGUCCUUACUGUAUACUACUAAAUGUAAGAGGCGGGGGGGAGGGGAGGAAGAGUUAGGGUUAGGGUUAGGGUUAAGGUUAAGGUUGGGGUUAGGGUUGGGUUAGGGUUAGGACUAGGGAUAGGUUAGGGUUAGAAAUCAGAUUAGGUUGGGGGUUAGGGUUAGGAAUAGGUUAGGGUUAGGUUGGAGGGUUAGGGUUAGACGAGCAGUCUCAACUGAUUUCAAUGGUCAUAACAAAUGAGUUGAUCCACUGAGUUAAACAUUCGCCUUGUCAGGAAAAGGGUGUUACGUUAAGCUGGUUAGGGUGGAUAGCUAAAGUUGAGCCAAGGCUUAGGGUUAAAUAAGGAUAAAGGUUACAAACAAGAAGUACGGUUUGUUGAGGGUUAACGUUUGAGGGACUUCUGGGCAGGAUACCAAAUAACGUUGCGUUACAUAUCAAUUACAUCGCCGUACUGAGCGUAGGAUUGAAUUUCAAAAGACGGGUCAGGAGGUGAGAAAUACAGAGAUGUAGUUUCAAUACAGGCGAUUUUCGAAGACUAAACACUGGUCAAGCAAAUAGUUUUAAAUUAACGUUAUCUUACAAGACGUUUCGCUUCGCUUUCUUCGUGUUUGACCACAGCAGAGCACAGAUAAUAUAAACAUUUCAGAGAGUAAAUAUUCCAGCUCCGAGGGGGCGAGUAAAACCAACGGCCACAUCUGAAAGAAAAGGACAAAAGGAAAACCUUGUUUAAAGAAAAUUCCUCAACACGUGUUUAAAAAGUAAUAUAUCUCUUCUACAUCAUUUUCCCUAGAUCAGUUUCAUCCCGCAAUGGUUUUAUAAUCGCCCGUACCGGUGCAUAAAGCAUAUUAAAAACAUUGUACCGAACAUUCCGGACAAUCAAUCAUAAACGGCGCUCGUCGUCGCGACGGUGCUAUAGCGCGGGAACUUUAACAUGCUUUGACGAAAAAUAGUUACUCUUCCGCGAUCCGAUCAGCAUUUAGCUUGCAAUGCCAACAAUAAAUUGAAAAUGAACGACAAUUCAGCCUGUGCAGUAGGACGGCGGCUCUUUCUGGACACAGUAAAUUUCCAGAGUCGCUCGACACAUGACCAAAAAUCAACCUUCGCUAUAAGAAACCACAGACUUUGAUUUCAACUACACUUUCACGACUUUGUAACAUAACCUUUCCUGGCAAAAAGCCUGCUACUCACCGUUGUUGCUCGCUUAUUCAAAGAUCAGCACCUCCGUCGUUGAAACUGAAACACAACAACAGAACAGUCUCACUGUAAUGGUCAAAUAUUAAACAUGUUUUUAACCUUUCUCGCAGUGCAUUCUGGGAAAUCCGUCUUCAACUCGUGCGGGACACAUUACAUCCUGGCAAUAACAACACAAUUUAUAAGUCUCCAGCGAGGCAAAAAUCACAGCCAAAAACUUCGUUGGCCCUCUUCUCUUAUGUCCAAACUAACCAAUUUGCCCCUUAUUGCCUGCUGGAGACUUCUUCACGGUGUGCAGAGCUGGGCAGAGACGUUAUACACCAUCCACCGGAUGGUCUCUCGGAUUGUGCCCGGAACUCGGUUCUUUGAGCAACGAGCGCCCAUUUAAGCCUUCCCGGACUUAACGAUGUCCCAGGCACUUUGCAAACCGUGGAAAUAGAAUUUCUUGCCAAACUCGGCUCAUAUUAGUCCCCGUUUCGCACACGCUCCGAUCAAAACCUCUCCACUCACCAAGAGAGCCGUUGAAAGGAGAAAGACACCGCGCAAACUCGAACCUUUCAAAACUAGAACCGGUUCCCCUCGGACAAAAAAAAAAACCGGAAGUCCUUUCUAACGCGAGUGAGAAGAAAACAAGAAAUAAAAUAAAUAAUAAACUUACUUCUGUUGACUUCCACGCUGCUCCUCCCUGGUUUUCUUUAAUGAAAAAUAUCUAUGAUAAAAAAUGACAUUUCAUAAAAUUAAUUUACAUAUAUAAUAUACACCGUAAUUUUUAGGGAGUUAUUAUAACCCCAAAAAUGGAGUAAAAAUUUUAGGUACAGGAUAACCCCUUUUUUGGGGUUAUUUUAACUCCUAAUUUAACUCCGAAUUUGGGGUCAUUUUUACUCCUGAAAAAGAGUUCUUUUUACUCCCAGUCUUGGAGUUAAAAUUACUCCGAAAUGGGGUUACUUGUACUCCUUACAGGGGUUGUUUUUACUCUUUUUGGAGUUAAUUUAACUCUGAAAGUGGAGUAAAAAUUUUAGGUACAGGAUAACUCUUUUUGGGGGGUUAUUUUAACUCCUCAAUAUCUGGGGUCACUUUUACUCCUGAAAAAGAGUUCUUUAAACUCCUUUUUGGAGUUAAAAUAACUCCACGAAAAAUAACUCCACUGUAAGGAGUUAAAUUAGCCCCACUAGAGGAGUUAUUAUAACUCCCUGAAAAUUACAGUGUAUAGUUUUCACUAAGUCUCUAAUUGCCCCCAAUACAACAAAAACAAUCCAAAUCAGUAUUUUAUUUCAUCUGAAAAAUACUGUACAGUGAAACAUGCACGUGUCACUCAUUAUUAUGUCAGGUUAGUAACACAGAGGAGAGGCACAGAUAAGAACCAGAAUUCUUCAGGCUAAGAUUUUGAAAGAACCAGAUGAAGUAGAAAUGUUAAAACAGAUCGCUAUGGAGUUCUUAAAGUCCACUAAUCAUUCUAAUGGCAAAAAAAAAAAGUUUCUAUUGGCUUAAAUUGCAGUCAUUUAGACAUAACAACAUGCACAUUUUGUACAAACAUUUAAAACCACCAACAUUCUUCCAAAAAGUUUUUUUUUCCUUAAGAAAAUAAGAACCUCGAAUGUUUGAGAACCUAAACAGCUUAAUUUCCAAGAAACAGAAAAUUUAUAAGAGCCUUUUGAGGCUAACUUCGAAAAGCACCUAUUACUUAGUCCUUACUGUAUACUACUAAAUGUAAGAGGCGGGGGGAGGGGGAGGAAGAGUUAGGGUUAGGGUUAGGGUUAAGGUUAAGGUUGGGGUUAGGGUUGGGUUAGGGUUAGGACUAGGGAUAGGUUAGGGUUAGAAAUCAGAUUAGGUUGGGGGUUAGGGUUAGGAAUAGGUUAGGGUUAGGUUGGAGGGUUAGGGUUAGACGAGCAGUCUCAACUGAUUUCAAUGGUCAUAACAAAUGAGUUGAUCCACUGAGUUAAACAUUCGCCUUGUCAGGAAAAGGGUGUUACGUUAAGCUGGUUAGGGUGGAUAGCUAAAGUUGAGCCAAGGCUUAGGGUUAAAUAAGGAUAAAGGUUACAAACAAGAAGUACGGUUUGUUGAGGGUUAACGUUUGAGGGACUUCUGGGCAGGAUACCAAAUAACGUUGCGUUACAUAUCAAUUACAUCGCCGUACUGAGCGUAGGAUUGAAUUUCAAAAGACGGGUCAGGAGGUGAGAAAUACAGAGAUGUAGUUUCAAUACAGGCGAUUUUCGAAGACUAAACACUGGUCAAGCAAAUAGUUUUAAAUUAACGUUAUCUUACAAGACGUUUCGCUUCGCUUUCUUCGUGUUUGACCACAGCAGAGCACAGAUAAUAUAAACAUUUCAGAGAGUAAAUAUUCCAGCUCCGAGGGGGCGAGUAAAACCAACGGCCACAUCUGAAAGAAAAGGACAAAAGGAAAACCUUGUUUAAAGAAAAUUCCUCAACACGUGUUUAAAAAGUAAUAUAUCUCUUCUACAUCAUUUUCCCUAGAUCAGUUUCAUCCCGCAAUGGUUUUAUAAUCGCCCGUACCGGUGCAUAAAGCAUAUUAAAAACAUUGUACCGAACAUUCCGGACAAUCAAUCAUAAACGGCGCUCGUCGUCGCGACGGUGCUAUAGCGCGGGAACUUUAACAUGCUUUGACGAAAAAUAGUUACUCUUCCGCGAUCCGAUCAGCAUUUAGCUUGCAAUGCCAACAAUAAAUUGAAAAUGAACGACAAUUCAGCCUGUGCAGUAGGACGGCGGCUCUUUCUGGACACAGUAAAUUUCCAGAGUCGCUCGACACAUGACCAAAAAUCAACCUUCGCUAUAAGAAACCACAGACUUUGAUUUCAACUACACUUUCACGACUUUGUAACAUAACCUUUCCUGGCAAAAAGCCUGCUACUCACCGUUGUUGCUCGCUUAUUCAAAGAUCAGCACCUCCGUCGUUGAAACUGAAACACAACAACAGAACAGUCUCACUGUAAUGGUCAAAUAUUAAACAUGUUUUUAACCUUUCUCGCAGUGCAUUCUGGGAAAUCCGUCUUCAACUCGUGCGGGACACAUUACAUCCUGGCAAUAACAACACAAUUUAUAAGUCUCCAGCGAGGCAAAAAUCACAGCCAAAAACUUCGUUGGCCCUCUUCUCUUAUGUCCAAACUAACCAAUUUGCCCCUUAUUGCCUGCUGGAGACUUCUUCACGGUGUGCAGAGCUGGGCAGAGACGUUAUACACCAUCCACCGGAUGGUCUCUCGGAUUGUGCCCGGAACUCGGUUCUUUGAGCAACGAGCGCCCAUUUAAGCCUUCCCGGACUUAACGAUGUCCCAGGCACUUUGCAAACCGUGGAAAUAGAAUUUCUUGCCAAACUCGGCUCAUAUUAGUCCCCGUUUCGCACACGCUCCGAUCAAAACCUCUCCACUCACCAAGAGAGCCGUUGAAAGGAGAAAGACACCGCGCAAACUCGAACCUUUCAAAACUAGAACCGGUUCCCCUCGGACAAAAAAAAAAAAAAAAAGUCCUUUCUAACGCGAGUGAGAAGAAAACAAGAAAUAAAAUAAAUAAUAAACUUACUUCUGUUGACUUCCACGCUGCUCCUCCCUGGUUUUCUUUAAUGAAAAAUAUCUAUGAUAAAAAAUGACAUUUCAUAAAAUUAAUUUACAUAUAUAAUAUACACCGUAAUUUUUAGGGAGUUAUUAUAACCCCAAAAAUGGAGUAAAAAUUUUAGGUACAGGAUAACCCCUUUUUUGGGGUUAUUUUAACUCCUAAUUUAACUCCGAAUUUGGGGUCAUUUUUACUCCUGAAAAAGAGUUCUUUUUACUCCCAGUCUUGGAGUUAAAAUUACUCCGAAAUGGGGUUACUUGUACUCCUUACAGGGGUUGUUUUUACUCUUUUUGGAGUUAAUUUAACUCUGAAAGUGGAGUAAAAAUUUUAGGUACAGGAUAACUCUUUUUUUUGGGGGGUUAUUUUAACUCCUCAAUAUCUGGGGUCACUUUUACUCCUGAAAAAGAGUUCUUUAAACUCCUUUUUGGAGUUAAAAUAACUCCACGAAAAAUAACUCCACUGUAAGGAGUUAAAUUAGCCCCACUAGAGGAGUUAUUAUAACUCCCUGAAAAUUACAGUGUAUAGUUUUCACUAAGUCUCUAAUUGCCCCCAAUACAACAAAAACAAUCCAAAUCAGUAUUUUAUUUCAUCUGAAAAAUACUGUACAGUGAAACAUGCACGUGUCACUCAUUAUUAUGUCAGGUUAGUAACACAGAGGAGAGGCACAGAUAAGAACCAGAAUUCUUCAGGCUAAGAUUUUGAAAGAACCAGAUGAAGUAGAAAUGUUAAAACAGAUCGCUAUGGAGUUCUUAAAGUCCACUAAUCAUUCUAAUGGCAAAAAAAGUUUCUAUUGGCUUAAAUUGCAGUCAUUUAGACAUAACAACAUGCACAUUUUGUACAAACAUUUAAAACCACCAACAUUCUUCCAAAAAGUCUUUUUUUCCUUAAGAAAAUAAGAACCUCGAAUGUUUGAGAACCUAUAAACAGCUUAAUUUCCAAGAAACAGAAAAUUUAUAAGAGCCUUUUGAGGCUAACUUCGAAAAGCACCUAUUACUUAGUCCUUACUGUAUACUACUAAAUGUAAGAGGGGGGGGGGGGGGAGGAAGAGUUAGGGUUAGGGUUAGGGGUUAAGGUUAAGGUUGGGGUUAGGGUUGGGUUAGGGUUAGGACUAGGGAUAGGUUAGGGUUAGAAAUCAGAUUAGGUUGGGGGUUAGGGUUAGGAAUAGGUUAGGGUUAGGUUGGAGGGUUAGGGUUAGACGAGCAGUCUCAACUGAUUUCAAUGGUCAUAACAAAUGAGUUGAUCCACUGAGUUAAACAUUCGCCUUGUCAGGAAAAGGGUGUUACGUUAAGCUGGUUAGGGUGGAUAGCUAAAGUUGAGCCAAGGCUUAGGGUUAAAUAAGGAUAAAGGUUACAAACAAGAAGUACGGUUUGUUGAGGGUUAACGUUUGAGGGACUUCUGGGCAGGAUACCAAAUAACGUUGCGUUACAUAUCAAUUACAUCGCCGUACUGAGCGUAGGAUUGAAUUUCAAAAGACGGGUCAGGAGGUGAGAAAUACAGAGAUGUAGUUUCAAUACAGGCGAUUUUCGAAGACUAAACACUGGUCAAGCAAAUAGUUUUAAAUUAACGUUAUCUUACAAGACGUUUCGCUUCGCUUUCUUCGUGUUUGACCACAGCAGAGCACAGAUAAUAUAAACAUUUCAGAGAGUAAAUAUUCCAGCUCCGAGGGGGCGAGUAAAACCAACGGCCACAUCUGAAAGAAAAGGACAAAAGGAAAACCUUGUUUAAAGAAAAUUCCUCAACACGUGUUUAAAAAGUAAUAUAUCUCUUCUACAUCAUUUUCCCUAGAUCAGUUUCAUCCCGCAAUGGUUUUAUAAUCGCCCGUACCGGUGCAUAAAGCAUAUUAAAAACAUUGUACCGAACAUUCCGGACAAUCAAUCAUAAACGGCGCUCGUCGUCGCGACGGUGCUAUAGCGCGGGAACUUUAACAUGCUUUGACGAAAAAUAGUUACUCUUCCGCGAUCCGAUCAGCAUUUAGCUUGCAAUGCCAACAAUAAAUUGAAAAUGAACGACAAUUCAGCCUGUGCAGUAGGACGGCGGCUCUUUCUGGACACAGUAAAUUUCCAGAGUCGCUCGACACAUGACCAAAAAUCAACCUUCGCUAUAAGAAACCACAGACUUUGAUUUCAACUACACUUUCACGACUUUGUAACAUAACCUUUCCUGGCAAAAAGCCUGCUACUCACCGUUGUUGCUCGCUUAUUCAAAGAUCAGCACCUCCGUCGUUGAAACUGAAACACAACAACAGAACAGUCUCACUGUAAUGGUCAAAUAUUAAACAUGUUUUUAACCUUUCUCGCAGUGCAUUCUGGGAAAUCCGUCUUCAACUCGUGCGGGACACAUUACAUCCUGGCAAUAACAACACAAUUUAUAAGUCUCCAGCGAGGCAAAAAUCACAGCCAAAAACUUCGUUGGCCCUCUUCUCUUAUGUCCAAACUAACCAAUUUGCCCCUUAUUGCCUGCUGGAGACUUCUUCACGGUGUGCAGAGCUGGGCAGAGACGUUAUACACCAUCCACCGGAUGGUCUCUCGGAUUGUGCCCGGAACUCGGUUCUUUGAGCAACGAGCGCCCAUUUAAGCCUUCCCGGACUUAACGAUGUCCCAGGCACUUUGCAAACCGUGGAAAUAGAAUUUCUUGCCAAACUCGGCUCAUAUUAGUCCCCGUUUCGCACACGCUCCGAUCAAAACCUCUCCACUCACCAAGAGAGCCGUUGAAAGGAGAAAGACACCGCGCAAACUCGAACCUUUCAAAACUAGAACCGGUUCCCCUCGGACAAAAAAAAAAAAACCGGAAGUCCUUUCUAACGCGAGUGAGAAGAAAACAAGAAAUAAAAUAAAUAAUAAACUUACUUCUGUUGACUUCCACGCUGCUCCUCCCUGGUUUUCUUUAAUGAAAAAUAUCUAUGAUAAAAAAUGACAUUUCAUAAAAUUAAUUUACAUAUAUAAUAUACACCGUAAUUUUUAGGGAGUUAUUAUAACCCCAAAAAUGGAGUAAAAAUUUUAGGUACAGGAUAACCCCUUUUUUGGGGUUAUUUUAACUCCUAAUUUAACUCCGAAUUUGGGGUCAUUUUUACUCCUGAAAAGAGUUCUUUUACUCCCAGUCUUGGAGUUAAAAUUACUCCGAAAUGGGGUUACUUGUACUCCUUACAGGGGUUGUUUUUACUCUUUUUGGAGUUAAUUUAACUCUGAAAGUGGAGUAAAAAUUUUAGGUACAGGAUAACUCUUUUUGGGGGGAUUAUUUUAACUCCUCAAUAUCUGGGGUCACUUUUACUCCUGAAAAGAGUUCUUUAAACUCCUUUUGGAGUUAAAAUAACUCCACGAAAAAUAACUCCACUGUAAGGAGUUAAAUUAGCCCCACUAGAGGAGUUAUUAUAACUCCCUGAAAAUUACAGUGUAUAGUUUUCACUAAGUCUCUAAUUGCCCCCAAUACAACAAAAACAAUCCAAAUCAGUAUUUUAUUUCAUCUGAAAAAUACUGUACAGUGAAACAUGCACGUGUCACUCAUUAUUAUGUCAGGUUAGUAACACAGAGGAGAGGCACAGAUAAGAACCAGAAUUCUUCAGGCUAAGAUUUUGAAAGAACCAGAUGAAGUAGAAAUGUUAAAACAGAUCGCUAUGGAGUUCUUAAAGUCCACUAAUCAUUCUAAUGGCAAAAAAAAGUUUCUAUUGGCUUAAAUUGCAGUCAUUUAGACAUAACAACAUGCACAUUUUGUACAAACAUUUAAAACCACCAACAUUCUUCCAAAAAGUCUUUUUUCCUUAAGAAAAUAAGAACCUCGAAUGUUUGAGAACCUAAACAGCUUAAUUUCCAAGAAACAGAAAAUUUAUAAGAGCCUUUUGAGGCUAACUUCGAAAAGCACCUAUUACUUAGUCCUUACUGUAUACUACUAAAUGUAAGAGGCGGGGGGGGGGGGAGGGGGAGGAAGAGUUAGGGUUAGGGUUAGGGUUAAGGUUAAGGUUGGGGUUAGGGUUGGGUUAGGGUUAGGACUAGGGAUAGGUUAGGGUUAGAAAUCAGAUUAGGUUGGGGGUUAGGGUUAGGAAUAGGUUAGGGUUAGGUUGGGGGGUUAGGGUUAGACGAGCAGUCUCAACUGAUUUCAAUGGUCAUAACAAAUGAGUUGAUCCACUGAGUUAAACAUUCGCCUUGUCAGGAAAAGGGUGUUACGUUAAGCUGGUUAGGGUGGAUAGCUAAAGUUGAGCCAAGGCUUAGGGUUAAAUAAGGAUAAAGGUUACAAACAAGAAGUACGGUUUGUUGAGGGUUAACGUUUGAGGGACUUCUAGGCAGGAUACCAAAUCACGUUGCGUUACAUAUCAAUUACAUCGCCGUACUGAGCGUAGGAUUGAAUUUCAAAAGACGGGUCAGGAGGUGAGAAAUACAGACUAAACCAAGACUAAACACUGGUCAAGCCAAUAGUUUUAAAUUAACGUUAUCUUACAAGACGUUUCGCUUCGCUUUCUUCGUGUUUGACCACAGCAGAGCACAGAUAAUAUAAACAUUUCAGAGAGUAAAUAUUCCAGCUCCGAGGGGCGCGAGUAAAACCAACGGCCACAUCUGAAAGAAAGGGACAAAAGGAAAACCUUGUUUAAAGAAAAUUCCUCAACACGUGUUUAAAAAGUAAUAUAUCUCUUCUACAUCAUUUUCCCUAGAUCAGUUUCAUCCCGCAAUGGUUUUAUAAAUCGCCCGUACCGGUGCAUAAAGCAGAUUAAAAACAUUGUACCGAACAUUCCGGACAAUCAAUCAUAAACGGCGCUCGUCGUCGCGACGGUGCUAUAGCGCGGGAACUUUAACAUGCUUUGAGGAAAAAUAGUUACUCUUCCGCGAUCCGAUCAGCAUUUAGCUUGCAAUGCCAACAAUAAAUUGAAAAUGAACGACAAUUCAGCCUGUGCAGUAGGACGGCGGCUCUUUCUGGACACAGUAAAUUUCCAGAGUCGCUCGACACAUGACCAAAAAUCAACCUUCGCUAUAAGAAACCACAGACUUUGAUUUCAACUACACUUUCACGACUUUGUAACAUAACCUUUCCUGGCAAAAAGCCUGCUACUCACCGUUGUUGCUCGCUUAUUCAAAGAUCAGCACCUCCGUCGUUGAAACUGAAACACAACAACAGAACAGUCUCACUGUAAUGGUCAAAUAUUAAACAUGUUUUUAACCUUUCUCGCAGUGCAUUCUGGGAAAUCCGUCUUCAACUCGUGCGGGACACAUUACAUCCUGGCAAUAACAACACAAUUUAUAAGUCUCCAGCGAGGCAAAAAUCACAGCCAAAAACUUCGUUGGCCCUCUUCUCUUAUGUCCAAACUAACCAAUUUGCCCCUUAUUGCCUGCUGGAGACUUCUUCACGGUGUGCAGAGCUGGGCAGAGACGUUAUACACCAUCCACCGGAUGGUCUCUCGGAUUGUGCCCGGAACUCGGUUCUUUGAGCAACGAGCGCCCAUUUAAGCCUUCCCGGACUUAACGAUGUCCCAGGCACUUUGCAAACCGUGGAAAUAGAAUUUCUUGCCAAACUCGGCUCAUAUUAGUCCCCGUUUCGCACACGCUCCGAUCAAAACCUCUCCACUCACCAAGAGAGCCGUUGAAAGGAGAAAGACACCGCGCAAACUCGAACCUUUCAAAACUAGAACCGGUUCCCCUCGGACAAAAAAAAAACCGGAAGUCCUUUCUAACGCGAGUGAGAAGAAAACAAGAAAUAAAAUAAAUAAUAAACUUACUUCUGUUGACUUCCACGCUGCUCCUCCCUGGUUUUCUUUAAUGAAAAAUAUCUAUGAUAAAAAAUGACAUUUCAUAAAAUUAAUUUACAUAUAUAAUAUACACCGUAAUUUUUAGGGAGUUAUUAUAACCCCAAAAAUGGAGUAAAAAUUUUAGGUACAGGAUAACCCCUUUUUUGGGGUUAUUUUAACUCCUAAUUUAACUCCGAAUUUGGGGUCAUUUUUACUCCUGAAAAAGAGUUCUUUUUACUCCCAGUCUUGGAGUUAAAAUUACUCCGAAAUGGGGUUACUUGUACUCCUUACAGGGGUUGUUUUUACUCUUUUUGGAGUUAAUUUAACUCUGAAAGUGGAGUAAAAAUUUUAGGUACAGGAUAACUCUUUUUGGGGGGUUAUUUUAACUCCUCAAUAUCUGGGGUCACUUUUACUCCUGAAAAAGAGUUCUUUAAACUCCUUUUUGGAGUUAAAAUAACUCCACGAAAAAUAACUCCACUGUAAGGAGUUAAAUUAGCCCCACUAGAGGAGUUAUUAUAACUCCCUGAAAAUUACAGUGUGUUUGGCCGUGAAAAGAACAUUCACAAAACAUACGGGCGAUGUAGAAAUCAAACGUAUCCUGGACGAUAUAAAAGCGAAGAAAAACAACAAAGCCAAAGCUGUAUUACUAUUUACCACUACAGAAGAUACGGAAAUACUAUUGAGCCAUUUCGAUACGUCUCAAAUGAAGGACUAUGUUUUCAUAUCGACUGAUUAUUUCACAGGGUCAGUGAACAGGUUUCAAAGCUCUCGGGAAAUGCUAAAGAGAGUUAUUGGAGUCACACCGCACCAUAGACGCGUAGAUAGCUUUCUGAAAUAUUUGCAAAGCGUCAACGAAAGCUUCGUUAGCUGUCCGUGGAAAGAGGAAUACAACAAACAACGUUUGAAAGAUCCUUUAGAACACUCGAUCUAUGCACCUUACGUUGUUGAUGCGGUGUACGCUGCGGCUUAUGGUCUUCAUAGUCUUUUGAAUUGCACUCCAGGGCAAGGUUGUCAACAUUCACCGGAUGAGUUUCCAAUUUUGAACAGGUGGGAGAAAAAAAAUAACUGAAACAUAGGUCUUAGAAUAAAUUUCACGGGGAAUAUUUGACGUCUAACGAAGGGAAAAAGAAACUUUCGCAUGAGACUUUUUCAAAAGCGCAAAUAUGAAAGCGUUCGAAUAAUUCACGUUUUUUGGGGUCAAAUUAGAUUCUCAGUUAAAAAAACAAAACAAAACAAAAACAAAAAUAUUCUUGAAAGCAUGACCUCAUUAAUUUUGGCCAGAAAAGCGCAACUUAAUUAGUAAGUUACUAAUCUCCCCCCCCCUUUGUAGGUCGGUUAUGAAAACAUAGAUUCUCAUAAAAUUGAACGAAGCAGACGAAGGGCCGUAUUAGCUCAUUCCUUGUCAAAAAAAGGUUUUUUUACGGAAAAUGCCGUCAAGAACCGAGUUAGUUCUUCAUACGAUUCAGUUCUGUAUCGAAUUGUUCAUGUCCGCUAUCGACAAGGUGCUCCCGAGAGAAAUAUUUAGUUUUUGAGAAGUUCAACUUCGGCAAAGAAUCGAUGUUUGCAAAUCAGACAUCUGUUCGAGACAUUUUAUUCAAGGCGUCGAUAUUCGGCAGGAAAAAUCAAGGUUGUCAAUCCUACCAAUCGCAAACGUCAAGAAUCGACUCUUCAUCAUUUUCUCCAAAAAGGGAAGUGUCUCCUUGAAAUUCAGUUUUACAAAAGACAAUGCCUGUUUUAAUGACACGGUACAUGUUGUAAAUUAAAAUGACCCCCUUUGUACAUUUCUUUUUUAGCGAUCUUAACAUUUUUUUUGCGCACAAUCUAACCGUGAAUGAAUACAUAUUAACGCUAUUUUUCGAUUUUGUAUGGGAAGUUUCUGAAAAGCAGGCUGCUCUGUUUCUACAAGGCAGAUGGAUUGAGCACUGCAUGUUUUUUAUUGUUUCAUAAAUUAUAUAUAUUCAAACCCGUCCUUUUUUUAUUAAAACGCCAAGUAAAUUAAUUUAACAAGUUGUCGCACUUAUUAAAAUAUAUAAACUUUACCAAAAGCAAUUGCUAUGACUUCCUUUGUCGGCAAAAGAGACAAAUUUUAAGUUAAAAGCUACAUGACAAAAACUUCAGCGUUUUUUGGGCUUAAAUUUGUUUCAACACCUUUCCCGUAAGUGCCAGCGAAACACUAAAUUCAGUGGCAUCAACAGAGUUCAGAGUACUUAUAUAGCAAUUGUUCAGAUCCCGAUUCGAACAUCGAAGGUCGAAGGAUGUCAGUGGGCAGUCCCACGGCAGAAGAAUACUUAUUUCAAAAUGUGGGCAGUGCUUUCUUCAUAUUGUCCCAUUUUAUUGUCUCAUAAAUGGCACGAGGGUAUAUCGUUAGAAUUUUAUUUUUGCCGGUUUGACCUGUUUUUACGAGUCAAUGUACGCUAUUUUUUCUGACAGAGUAUUUCAGUCCCACUUAAUACCGUCAUUGUAAAAACCCUCCGGAACCGCGAGUUAUUCAGUGUUCGUAAUUAACGAGUCUGUGAUAAUAGAGGGUUGCGGGAAAUUUCUCUGAAGAUAUUUGCUUUGUUCAGAUAAUAUGUCUUUUUAGUGAAAUUGACUGUAGCACCUUCUCUAGCGCAGGAAGCAUUUUGACAGGCUUGAAAACUUAUUUAUGCACUCAUGUGACCGACUUAAGGACGGGCUAUCCAAGUUGAUGCGUCGUGUGGCUUUUAGUUUAUUUAGUCCUAUUUAGGGCCAUGUGCGUGCAUGAUAAAACAUAAGGGCCGUUUGUACAAGAGAAAAUAAGCCACGGCUUACUCUGUCCGCGGUUAACAUAAAACGCGAAAGGAACCAUUUAUACGAGCACGGCUCAGUUACAUAAGACGCGAACUGCUCGUAUAAAUGGUUCACGGCUUACUUCGCGACCAGGUCGGUACAAUGAUGACGUAGUUUGCUUUGAUGCCUCGUUUUGGGGUAACUGCGUUUGCAUCUCCUUGUUUCCACAAUGGCUUUAGCGAUCAAAAAAGCUAAACGACUGGCUUUGGCCACCAAAAAACGCUGUACUUACGUUUCUCAUUGCCCUUUUCAUUUUAAACUGUCUCUUAGGUCAAGAUUGGUGUUGGGUUCUCAGAUAAUUAAUUAUUUGUCAAAGAAAAUUCGCAGUUCGCUGCAUUAGCAGAAUUAGCUUUUCUUCAGCGGCACCCGAUACGUUUCUUUUUUUAGAUGAAUCUCUAUCCGUCGUCGUCGCCGUUUUCCACUUUUUAAAUGGAGUAAACGUAAACAAAACUCAUUUUCCCGCCACUGCAGCGGUCGUCUCUCAGCCAUGAAGGUCUGGGUUAAUACAGAGCAUGCGCAGCAAUCGUUCACGGCUUCAGCAAGCCGCGGACAACAUUUGAGUGCAUUUAUACGAACAAUUUUACGUCCAAGGUAAGCCGCGGCUUGGAUUAACCCGGAUUGAAUAAGCCGUGAACGUAUAGCCAAAAUCGAAACCAGUAGCUAGUCAAUUAUCUCUCAAAUAAUUCCAGCCAAAACAUGGCAAACUGCGGUCUCUCACUACACCAAGGCAACAUGGAAAGCCGAAAAAUCUAGCGCAAAAACUUGUCAUUCAGAUGGGCAUCCUUGCUCCCUGCUGAAUCAACUAAUUCUCAACUCAACUCAUUUAUUUUUGUUCUUCAUGGUAUGUCCACUAUGUCUGUAUAUAAACCACACUCAACCUACAAUUCCCUGAUUCACUUAGACUUGACACAAGUCGACUGAGUGAGCGCCGGGCGCGAUGGACGCUCGCGAAGCGAAAGAAUGCGAGCGAUGCAAGUAACCACCUAACCAGCAAAUACUUGAAAGCGCGCUUUGAGAUAGUCUAUGUUUCACUUUGAUGAAGGGCUCGCGCUCGAAAAGUUAGCGUUUUAAUAAUCCUACACUUAUAAAUCUACCUUAUUAGACUUAUUAACUCAGAAGAUAAAAACCAAUUAUUGGCUAAAUCCGAGGGUGUGGAAGAAAAAACGGAUCCUCUGUUCUGAUUGGCUACCCGAGCGAGCAAGAUGGGCCCAUCUUACCCGAUCGGGGUUUUACGCGGUGUUCCCGCAAGAAAACGUUCUCCUUUUUGGCUAUAUAAUAAAAAUAAAAUAGUUUAUUUAAACAUUUAUAUAAGUCCUGUCAGUUCACAUGGUAAAAAGCGGUGAAACUGCUUUGUGUGUCCCUUGUAAUAACGUUUCCUUUUUUGUCUUUUAAGAGACGAUGGUUUGCUCAAAAGUAUUCAAGCUGUGCGCUUCAAGGGGGCAUCACGUGACCAAGUUUCUUUUGAUUCCAACGGGAAUGGAUUGGGUGCUUAUGACAUCACAGUGGUGAAUAUAGAGACUGAAGAAUGGGAAGCAAUCGGAACCUGGAUAUCAAAUACGUCAAAUGUGCUUGACCUUCCUGCGAACGCUUCAUUUCUUAAUUUAAAUCUAACGAAGUUGAGAAUGCUUUGGACGAAGGUCUUCAACAGCUCCACUGAGCCAACGUCAUUUUGUGGACAGCAGUGUCCCCCUGGAUAUUGGAUGAGUUCAGAAGAGCGUUACAAGGUAUUUUUUUUAAUUACAGUUGUAUCAAAUCAAAUCAUCGCUUUCAUACUAUGGACACUGAAAGAAAUUUGCCUUUUCUUAAGCACUACGCCCUCGAAGUAAGGCUGCUUGAUCUGCCCGAGGCGGGGGCGGGGAGCGGGACGGGGGGUGGGGGCUGUUUAAGACAAUAAUCAUUCAUUUUGCUACCCUGUUAAAGACAAGAGACCUUAUUUAUGUUCCAGAUGCAUUUUGCCUCGCAUUUGAACACAAAUUGUUGGUACCACACAUUGAGACCAUUCAUCGUCAAACCUUCACACUUCUUUUAGUCUUCGGUUUCGAAAUAACACCCCGUUCUGGACGCUAAACAGUGAAAUUGUAUACCCUGCUUAAGAUUCAAGACCCUGAAAACCAUACCCUUUUCAGCGGCACACACCCGUUUAGGCCGAGUAACUAGGUGCCUAAUCUCGUAGCCAGAUCUCCCACAACCAGCAAAAGAAAAGUGGGAUUUAAGUACGAGAUUUGGAAGUACCCACCGCGUCGGGGGGGGGGGGUGUUUGGGAGACGUGGGAUUGUGGUGUUUCGACCAUCCGAAAUAUCUUUCUUUGUUCAGUGACUUUUUACCCAUACAUUUCAUAUCUCAAUCAGAAUAUCUGAGUCACAUUUAGUGAAAAUAAAAUAGAGCCGCCCAAAAGGUGGUACUGAGAAAUUUCUCUGUAACAUGUUUAGCCCUUUUAUCAAUUUAUGGGUUUCUCCUUUUUUCACCUUAUUCUUGCAGAGGUGUUGCUGGAAAUGCGUCCCUUGUUCCACGAACGAGAUAUCUCAUAAUCCUGUCAACGGGUCCUGUAGGCGCUGUCCAUCCCGCUACUGGACAAACGAAAAUCACACUGCUUGCUUACCCAUAAUUCCCACUGCUGUAAAGCUAAGUGACCCAGCCGGCAUUGCUGUUGGCGUGGUUGCUGUGUUAGGUGUGGUAGGUGUCGUUGCUAUCGGCAUUGUCUUCUUGCGCCAUGGAAAUACACAUAUUGUUCGAGCAUCAAGUAGACAGUUAAGCUUUGUUAUGUUGUUUGGAAUUUUAAUUGGGUACUUGACAGCCAUUUUGAUAUUACUGGAGAGAACAGAGAGGCUUUGUGAAGGAGUGCUCUUUAUGUUCAGCAUCGGUUUCUGUAUUGUGGUAGGGACGCUGUUUAUCAAGACAAAUCGGAUCUACCGGAUAUUUAGUAAACGAGCCAUGAGGAAAGGUAAGCUGUAAAGCGUGGGUUACGUCUGUUAGUCCUGUUACAGUAAAGAGUCUAAAGACCGCGUCACUUCUGCAAACUGAAAAGUGCUUUGACGUCUUUUUGACAAUACUGAAGGACUCUUUAACAUAGAGAUCCAAUUUAUAGAAAUUUAAUUAUUCCCAAGGCCUUUCGACGGCGAUCCAUGUUUUUGAGAGAUUUUUAAAUUUCUACUUCUUUGAAUUUUCACGAAUUCUUCUUCACUAUUUGUUUUAUAGUACGUGUAAAAAAAAUGGCAGUGGGUAUAAAAAAGGAGACAUAAAGGGACGUCAAAUUCAAUUGUAAUGAUUUUGCUCUAACAUGCUUUCUAAAACCAGAUAUCUGAGGUUCAAGGCUCCUAUAAAUAAGAGCUGCACCGACUUUUAUGAUUAAUGUUUUUUACUUCAAAGGUUUUCUCGAUAAAACUUUGCAGUCUCGUUCUGCCGUGAUAUUUAUCUAAAUGCGAACUCGUAGUUGAUAUGGGUUAUUGACUAAGCGUGAAGUCAAGAUAGCUAAAUAUUCGGGCCAAAUUCUUCGUCUCGGUCCAUAAAAACGCAAAAAAGAACAAGGCCAAUAUUCACCAACGUUGACUGAAUAAGCUUGGUCAAUAAGGGAUUUAUUAUAAGGCCAAAAGAGAACGUGAAUCGUUCGGGAACAACACGGGAAAUCCCGAGCUUGCCCGCACAGGUGACCUAUCAGAACACAGGAAUCCCUUCAUCUUAUAACAAAAAUCUAUCCUUUUAUAAUUUCAGGCACUCCUCAAUGUUUAAGUGACAAGUGGAUGCUUGUUUUCCUUUCCUGUUUUGUCGCCAUAGAAACAAUCAUCUGUGUUGUCAUUGUUCUCACUACUCCGGAUGUUGGACUUAAAGAGGUUGUAUACUCCGACAUGAAAAACGAAGCCUACAUACAAUGCAAACUGGUGUCCUACACCAAUUACAACAUGGCCUUGUGGUGGGGUUACAACACUGGACUGGUUGUAAUAUGCACCUACCAGGCUUUCCUAACAAGGAAGGUGCCUGGUAAUUACAACGAAGCACGUUUUAUUGCAUUCAACAUGAUGACCAUAUCAAUGGACGUGAUAAUGUUCUUUCUUUCCUAUUAUGGCACGAAGACCUACUACAAAGACAUCCUGGUCAGCUCAUUCUUGAUCGUCGCUGAUACAGUCACUAUAACUUGUAUGUUCUUGCCCAAAGUUUACGUCAUUGUGUUUCGACCACAGAAAAAUGUAGAACAUAGAACUAUCAUUAGCCUGGGAACGCUGGAGAACGAAGAAGAACAUGAAGAAAAUAACAGGAAAAUUAGCACAAGAUCAAACCUAUCAGUCAUGAGUUCUCUCUCAACCAUCAGCAAUGGUCCAACGGAAACAGAAGAAAACUCUGCAAGUAAUGAAACCCGCAAGGAAAGCAGAACGUCCAAAAUAUCCGUCUCUUCGAAUGGUAGCGCUAAAGGAGAUUGGGAACCAGAAGGAGAGGACUGGAAUAUGCCACCGGCUAUUAUAUCACGUGACUCUAACUUGAGCAUGCGCACUGUUCGCUUCCAAGACGAAAUACAUGAUGAUUUUGUUGCCGACUGUCCCAAUACUACCGAUGAUUUGAUUGCGGGAAAGACUGAAUGUUGCCAAAGGGUUUCGGCAAUCUGA
Messenger RNA from Porites lobata, 31025 nucleotides. The record is from the annotation of a GenBank genome assembly. Lineage: Eukaryota; Metazoa; Cnidaria; Anthozoa; Scleractinia; Poritidae.